AUGGUUUACCAAGCUCUCACACGGCACCCCAAUGGCAAACGCCUCCUCGCUCUCGAUGGAGGUGGUGUUCGAGGAAUAAUGGGUCUCGUAAUCCUCAAAGAGCUCAUGAGCCGUGUCCAAGAACGGAAACGUCUGGCCGAGAUUCCUCGCCCAGCCGAUUACUUCGAACUUGCUGGCGGCACAAGCACUGGUGGUAUCAUGGGUAUCAUGCUAUUUCGACUACGCAUGACCGUGGAUGAUACUAUCAAAGAGUAUGACAGAAUUGCCAAGACCAUCUUCAGCCCCAAGUUCUGGGGUAGGGAUGUUAGCUGGAUACCUGGUUCGAGGAUCUUCAACAACAGCAAAGCCUUGGUUCAGGACAGUCGCUUUGAUGCCGCGUCUAUGAGCAAAGCUAUCGAUGAGGUCGUCGAGAAGUAUGGUCUAGAUGAGAACGACAAGAAGCUCAAAGGAAAUGCGCCUCUUCAGCAUGACGGAGGUGCACGAAUGUUCUGCUGCACCACUGCUCAAAACAGAGCCGAGUCCAUGUUGAUGCGAUCUUAUAAAGAUAGCACAAUCUAUACCAAAUCCAAAGCCAACAACGCUCUUCUCAAACACGGUAACAAGCUCACCAUCAGCAUCGCUGCUCGUGCUACAUCUGCCGCACCUACCUUUUCCCCGAAGUCAAGUUUCCUGAGGACAACCCUGACCUUCCGCUUCGAGCUCGUGGAACCUUCAGAACCAGCACCUCCGAUCUCAUGUGUUAUCAGUCUGGGCACAGGCUAUGUAAGUCCAGGCAAGGCCAAGCCAUCAUGGAUCAAGGUUGUUGGCGUCGCAUCAAAGGUGAUGGACUUUGCGACAAACACCAACGCCAAGGGCAAAGACUUUUCGAGACAUAUGAAGCAUUUGAAUGCGAGGGAGGAACAUAAGGAUACAAAGUAUAUCCGUUUCAACCCGUACUUGAAGGAAGAAAUUGGUUUGGAUGACUACACAAGGAUGGAGGAGCUAAAGGAGCUUGCAAGGAGUACAAUGGCUAAUGAGAGUGAGAUGAACCAGUACUGGAUUAACCAGGCCGUCGAUGCGAUCUGCGAUACGAAGUAG
Molecule: messenger RNA, 1077 nt
Organism: Fusarium poae
Lineage: Eukaryota; Fungi; Ascomycota; Sordariomycetes; Hypocreales; Nectriaceae
Exons: 3
Coding region: 1-1077 (358 amino acids)
Biological process (GO): arachidonate metabolic process
Cellular component (GO): membrane
Source: RefSeq, a predicted model, not a curated record